AUGGAAAAGAAGAGAAAGAGGGAGGGAGAGGUUUUGGAAUUUAAAAUUUUUCAAAUUAUCAUCUUAUUGUUGUGGCUAACCACAGCAGAAUCAGUAGCAAAAUAUCCUCUUGCAAAGCCUGGCUGUCAAGAAAGAUGCGGGAACAUUUCCAUCCCCUACCCCUUCGGAAUUGGGUCCAAUUGCUCCAUUGCUGAUGAUUUUGCAGUAACUUGCGACCACUCUUUCAAUCCACCCAAACCUUUUAUUAACAGCAUCAAUCUAGAAGUGCUGAAGAUUCCAAUAAUUGGGUCAACGGUCCAAGUUAACAAUCCAGUUAUCACUUACAAUUGUUCCGGUAGAGCUGACGGUAAAGACGUUGACUUGUGCGAGACGUCGUUUACGUUCUCUCACACGUACAAUAGAUUCACAGCCAUGGGUUGCAACAACCUUGCCCUAGUAGUCCGUGGAUCAGACAUUAGAACCGGUUUCAUGUCGAUUUGCAACGCUUUUCUUCCUCCUUCUCAGAGUGAUGAAACAGGUUGCUAUGGGAUAAACUGCUGCCAGACCAGAAUCCUGCGUGGCCUUAGGAUGGUUAAUGCCUCUCUAAGAAGCAUUGAUCCGAACAACAAUCAACAUGGUUGCAAGUACGCAUUCAUGGUUGACAACCAAUGGUUUAGCGAUAAAGAUAUCUUUAAUGUAUUUAAUGUAAGUGAAACGGAAUAUGUUCCUGCAGUGCUGGAUUGGGUGUAUCGUAAUGGGACUGCAAUAUCAGUGAAAAUUUCUGUGGCGCUAAUGCUCACGCUUAUACAAUAAUGCCGGUAGUUCGAGGAGCGCCGAAUGCUUUUGUCAUAAAGGCUAUGAAGGGAACCCUUAUCUUUCUAGUGGAUGUUAACAUAUUGAUGAGUGCAGCAACCUUAGUCUCAACCGUUGUGAGAGAUUUUGCUUGAAUGCUCCUGGGGGCUAAAAUUGUUCUUGCCCUGAUGGGUAUCUCUCUCUUGGAUACAGUUGCCUGAAAUUGCCUAACAACGGCAAUUCUUGGACCAAAGUGAUUAUUGCAAGUACUUGCUUAGGUCUUGGAGUAUUACUUCUGCUAAUUAUUUGUUUGUGGUGGUUGUGCUGAGAAGUUAAUAGAAGAAAGGAAGCAAAGCUUAAGGAAAAAUUCUUCUAACGAAAUGGUGGUUUGUUACUACAGCAGCAGUUAUCAUCAGACGAGGGUAAUUUUUUGAGACAACCAAGUUAUUCACAUCAAAGGAGUUGGAGAAGGUGACGGACAAUUACAAUGCUAAUCGAAUCCUCGGCCAGGGAGUCCAAAGGACUGUUUAUAAAGGGAUGUUACCAGAUGGAAGAAUUGUAGCGAUUAAAAUGUCAAAAGUAGUGAAUGAAGGCAAACCUGAGCAAUUUAUCAAUGAGGUGAUCAUUUUAUCCCAUAUAAACCAAAGAAAUGUUGUUAAGCCAUUUGGAUGUUGUUUGGAGACAGAAGUUCCUAUGCUAGUUUAUGAAUUCAUCCCUAAUGGAACCCUUUUUGACUAUAUCCAUGACCAAAAUGAAGAGUUCCCUCUAAUUUGGGAUUUGCGAUUACGAAUCGCUACAGAAAUUGCAGGAGAAAUAUCUUACCUUCACUCAGCAGCUUCCAUAGCCAUCUACCAUCGGGACAUCAAGUCCACAAACAUACUCUUGGAUGAAAAAUUCAGAGCAAAAGUCUCCGAUUUUGGCAUUUCAUGGUCAAUUUCUAUUGACAAAACUCACUUGACCACAGCAGUGCAGGGUACCUUCGGCUACUUGGAUCCGGAGUAGUUCCAGUCCAACCAAUUCACAGAAAAGAGCGAUGUUUACAGCUUUGGGGUGGUACUUGUUGUGCUCCUUACUGGAAAAAAACCGAUUUUGUUAGGCAAGUCUAAUGAAGGGGGAUGCCUAACAGCACACUUCCUAUUGACAAUGAAGGAGAACCGGUUGUAUGAUAUUCUCAAUGCUCGAGUUGUGAAAGAGGAUGGAAAAGAAGAGAUUUUGGCAUUCGCUAAUAUCGUGAAAGGAUGCUUGUACUUGAAUGGAAGCAGCAGACCGACAAUGAAAGAGGUUGUAAUGGAGGUUGAUGGGAUCGGAAUGUCAAAUGGGGCAACCACCACUGUUAAACAAAGUUAUGAUAAGGUUGAGUAUGCAACAGAGGAUGACCUUACUAGACCUUGGGAGGCUGAUUCUACUUCGACAGGUUCAUUUCAUCGCACAAUGGAUAUCCAACCUCUGUAGCUUGACAAAGCCUCUAGCUCAUUGUGAGUCCUACACAUGAUUAAAUGUUGGUAGUCAUAAUAUCUGUUGUUUUUGAGGUGUCCUGUAUCAUACUCUACAAUCAAUGCUCCUACAUGGUUUUUGCGCGAAGUAAUUGAAAGCCUUGUUAGAAAUAAGUGUAUCAAUCUCUCUCCAUCACUUUGCGAAGUGUGCAACAGAAUAAAGGCUGCUUUGGGGGAUUUUAGCAUUGUAAUGCUUUGUGUAUGGUUGAAUUUUUCUUCCAUUCGGCCUCUGGACCAUUUUA
Molecule: messenger RNA, 2506 nt
Organism: Rhododendron vialii
Lineage: Eukaryota; Viridiplantae; Streptophyta; Magnoliopsida; Ericales; Ericaceae
Product: wall-associated receptor kinase-like 8
Exons: 4
Coding region: 1-792 (263 amino acids)
Cellular component (GO): membrane
Molecular function (GO): protein serine/threonine kinase activity; polysaccharide binding
Source: RefSeq, a predicted model, not a curated record